Angiostrongylus costaricensis is the source of this 588-nucleotide messenger RNA. The record is from the annotation of a GenBank genome assembly. NCBI's taxonomy places the organism in Eukaryota, Metazoa, Nematoda, Chromadorea, Rhabditida, Metastrongylidae.
AUGGCCACAAAUUGUCGUGAAGAUUUCACUUACACUGUCAGCAUGCUUCUUCUAUCUAUAUGGACAAUUAAGAAUCUUAUUCCAUGUUCAUUAUCUCUUUUAGUGAGCUUCAUAUUACCGCACUUUAGCGUCGAUGAGUGUGUCGGAUAUUGCUGGUUAACACUCGGCCGAAUAAGUGUUUCACUUGAAAAGAACAAUCCCACCGUAUUUUGGGCUGAAGUGCUUCCGUACGACGAAAAUGGAAAAUCGGGAUUUGGAGAGGUACUGUUCUCAUUGACAUAUCUCUCACAAGCACAGCGCCUUACUAUGAACAUAUUCAAAGUUCGAAAUCUUCGGUGUCAUACCGACGGAGGAAUUUCUAUCCGGGUAACACUUGUCGGAAACGAAGAUAGGCGAUUAAAACGAAAGAAGACCGGCUCAAGGAGAAACGUGCGAAAUGCACAAUUUAAUGAAUCGCUUACGUUUGGAGUUCCAAAACGAUCACUCUGCGAUAUCUCUCUAGAGGUUGAGGUUCGUAAAACGGCUAUAAUGUUUUCUAUUUGCGUUCUUCACAUUUUGGUACGUAUACCCCUCGUAGGCAGUACAUGA